Molecule: messenger RNA, 706 nt
Organism: Pogonomyrmex barbatus (red harvester ant)
Lineage: Eukaryota; Metazoa; Arthropoda; Insecta; Hymenoptera; Formicidae
Source: RefSeq, a predicted model, not a curated record
UAUUCUAUAUGCGGGAUGUUAUCCAAUUACUGCGAGACAUUAAGAUAAAACGAGCGGAGAUUAAUGUGCAAUCAAUGGACAAUGCAUGUCUCGCGUGAUCGGUGAUCGCAGCCUUGCAUUCGGCCAAAGGAAAUGCAGAACGGGAAUCGUCGUAUCCACAUUAUACGACGGUCUUGAAUCUCCAAGACAUUACGUUGGAUCAAAUUAUUUAUAAUUGAAGAUUUUAUAAUAUAUUAAAAAGAUUGAACAUCUCAACGACAUCUCCAUCAACGUCUAUGAUAUCGAAGCAAAGGAGAUUUUUCCGAUAUAUCUGAUAAAUAAGAAGAUGAAGAAACACGCAAAUCUAUUGUACGUGCAAAAUCCGCGCGAUGACAACUCUGGGCAUUUCACGUGCAUCAAAAACUUGUCCCGCUUCGUGAGCUUGCAACUGAAUAAAAAAGAACACAAGAAAUACUUUUGUGAUCGAUGUCUACAUUAUUUUAGUUCAUCCGAAAAAUGGCAGUCGCACAUAAUGGACUAUGAACGGAUGAAUGACUGCGCUAUCCGACUACCGAGCGAGAAUGACAAGUGGCUCGAGAAGCAAGACACGUCGUAUACCUAUCAGCAGCACGAGGUAUUUAGCUCGGAUGCUACAUGCGAUGUUCAUACGACGAUGCGUUAUCGGCGUAUCGGUUUCGUCGCGCGAGGACUGCGUUGGUUCGUGUAA